This is a messenger RNA of Hippoglossus stenolepis (Pacific halibut), 2341 nucleotides long. RefSeq lists its product as uncharacterized. The record is from RefSeq and is a predicted model, not a curated record. Gene Ontology annotation, biological process: response to bacterium. The coding region runs from base 513 to 1583 and encodes 356 amino acids. NCBI's taxonomy places the organism in Eukaryota, Metazoa, Chordata, Actinopteri, Pleuronectiformes, Pleuronectidae. The transcript has 6 exons.
GCAUUUAAGCCCGAAUCAACAACUGAACCAUGAGAGGAAAUUUCAGCCAAUUUCUUACAUGAUUAAUCUCACUAGCAAAUAAGGUUGCUUCCUUUGUCCUAUUAGACACUUGCUUGAUUUUAAAUUUGUUUAAAUAAAACCCAAUUUGACAUGAAAGAAAACAGGUGUAGUUGUUGUUUGUGAAUCUGUGUGGAGCAUAGAAUGUAAAAAGUAAAAUAUUAAUAUUUAUUCAGUUGGUGAUAUGCAUUUGUAAAAAGGUUUUACAGGAGCACAAAUUUCUUGGUAUUUGUGUAUGAAUUUGAACAUGUGUUUGUGAGUAACCAAAGUAAUGCACCAAUCAUUGUUUGCAGUUUUGAAUCUUCUAUUUUACCUGCAAUGUGACCAUUUUGAGCCUAUUUUCUCUAAAGUUUAAAAUGAAUUGCGUGAUUGCCAAGUUUAGGGGGAAGUGCAGUUUGUAUGUUUCAGCCAAUCAGAUUGUAUUCUACUGUUAAAAUCUCGAUGACCUUAUCAGUAUGUAUUUCAUUUGGAGGGGAAGCAUGAGUAGGUCAAGAGAACGCUGCUGCACCACAAUGAUUGGGCGACUGGCUGCUUUGAUUCUUUUUGGUACAAAGGCUCUGAUUCUAACAGCAGAGGUUCCUCAGCUGAUCUCUCUGACUGUGGUGGAACGUGGCAACAACGUGAGUUUGAAAUGUCCAGUCUCUGAAGACAAAUUCUUUUAUUGGUAUAAACAGUCUUUUGGACAUGUGUUGCAAACAGUUGCUUCAAGAAAAGUGGGAAAGACUGAUGUCAAAGAUUCACGUUUCAAUCUAACAAGAGUGGAUGAUCAGUAUCUUCUUACCAUCACUAAUAUCAGCAAAGAGGAUGAAGCAACAUACUUCUGUCAGAAUGGAACAACGUAUCAACAGACUUUCGUCGGUGGCACUUUCUUGGCUGUGAACGAUCAGGAUCAGCAGAAACAUUACAGCGUGAAACAAAGUCCAGAGACUGCGUCAGUCAGACCAGGAGCCUCAGUGAUCCUCCAGUGUUCACUUCUCUCCAAGCACAAAGAAAACCUGGUCCAGUGUCCAGAUGAACACAGUGUGCACUGGUUCAGAGCCGGAUCAGGACGCUCCCAUCCCGGCUUCAUUUACACUCAGAGCAGCAGGAGAGAUGAACAAGAGGAGAAGAGCUGCGUCUACAGUCUGUCCAAAACUAUACACAACUCCUCAGAUGCUGGGACUUACUACUGCGCUGUGGUCACAUGUGGAGAGAUCCUGUUUGGUGAAGGAACCAAAGUGGAGAUGAGAUCAGAACUGGACCCACUUGUCCUUGUGCUUGCGGUGCUGUUGGUCUGCUGUGUGACCGUGGUUGUCGUCCUUAGUGUCAAAGUAAAUCAAAGAGUUUGCAAACAUUGCAAAGGAGCAAUGAGCACUUUCCAUCACCAAGGACAUGACAGGUCAAGUCUGGAUCAAUCAAAUAAUUGGGAAGGUGAGGCAGAGGAAUCGAACUAUGUAGCACCGACUUUCUUUGAAAGGAAAGCAAGAGUGGAGGAGAAGAGAGAGUCACCACAUCAGUGCUUGUACUCUACUGUAAAGCGCAGCUGAGUGCAUCACCACAUCCAGCAACAUCCCUCUUUAUCGGUAUAGCAGGGCCUGUGCCAUAGGGUUGGGUACCAAACUCCGUAUUUUUAAGGGUACCGACCAAAUUAUACCAGUGAGUAUGUAUACGUGAGUGACACCUGGGGCACACCGGCUGCUCAACGUCCGCAGAACAGCGGCAGAACGGAACGGCUGCGUGUCGCGGUUGUCAGUUGUACAUUUUUUUAAUAUAUAUACACACUAUACAGUUUGAAGCUGUGCACUCUCCUGUCCUGCAAAUAUUUCACAAUAAAAACCUAGUAAACGUUCUUGUGAACAGUAUCCAAUUCUCCUGCGCUGUGCAACAAAAAUCUCAUCAACGCUGUCGGUCACUUUGACUUGACUCAUCUUGUGUGAUUCAGUAUUUUUUUUCCUGUACUGUCAUUUAGUUUCCUAAGCUAACCAGCCUUGUUUGCCGUUGAAAGAGCUUGGUGUACAUGGUGUUCGAUGCUGGACAAAAUGUCAGAGGGUAGUAACCGGAACAGAAUGACUGAGUUAGUGGUUACGUUGCCAGCUGGUGAUUCACCAACAAGCCAAUCGAGUAUUCAGAGAAACAAAAAUUAAUGCUGACAAUGUGGGUGUGAACUACAACAUUACAAUCUUUUUCUUUGUUGUUUUUCUGGUGAUAGAAUGUAUCAGUAUUUCUGUUUGACCAUAAAUUAUCAACGUAUUGGCCUAUUUCAUUGAACUUGUUAUUUGUUUUAAUAAAGACUGGUUUAUGUUCA